GCCGGACAUGGUGGCACAUGCCUGUGGUCCCAGCUACUCGGGAGGCUGAGGCAGGAGAAUUGCUUGAACCCAGGAGGUGGAGAUUGCAGUGAGCCGAGAUCGAGCCACUGCACUCCAGCUUGGGUGACAGAGCGAGACUAAGUCUCAAAAAGAAAAAAAAAGUAAGAUCCAAAGUGAUACCAUAAUCCAUGGUUUACUCCUGACCCACAGCUUGGAAAAAUACCAGGAAGAAGGAAGGGAGAAUGAAUAAUUGUGGAAAGGGCAAGAGAGAGGAAGGCUGAAGAGUCCCCAGUAUUUAAAACUAAAACGGUGAGAUUCAUGUGAGACGUGGAUUACCUGCUUCUCUUGGGGAAUGUAAGGGUGUGGGCUCUGAAGCAGUCAAGUGUGAGAAGUCUGACGUUCUUGGUCAGCCAGCCCCACACUAGGCACUGGAAGGUGAGUCACUCUGGUGAGGUGAUUGGGAUUGGAUGAGAGUCAGUUGGGAAGGAAAGUGCAGAAGAGGAGAAGGAGUCCAGGGCUUUGGAAGAAGGAAGGACCCCAGGGCCGGUCAGGGAAGUGACAAUGAGAAACUGAAAACGGGAAGGGAACAGAAAGAUGAAAUGUGGCGUGGGGUCUGCCUGGGCAUGUCCAUGCCAAGUGCCCAGGGCUUCUUCCUCGGUGUGGGUCCCCCUGCCAGAUGUGUGGUGACUGAGGCCAGGUGUGGAUGCUCUGGAGUGUGUGCAGUCAGUGGGCCAGUUAGCAAGAAGCUGUCACAGGCCCCAGGGAGCGCCAUGGCCCGCGCACGCCAGGAGGGCAGCUCCCCGGAGCCCGUAGAGGGCUUGGCCCGCGACGGCCCGCGCCCCUUCCCGCUUGGCCGCCUGGUGCCCUCGGCCGUGUCCUGCGGCCUCUGCGAGUCCGGCCUGCCCGCCACCCCCGCCGCCCCCGCCUUGCUGCCCGCUGCCUACCUCUGCGCCCCCGCCGCCCCACCCGCCGUCACCGCCGCCCUGGGGGGCCCCCGCUGGCCUGGGGGCCCCCGCAGCCGCCCCCGAGGCCCGCGCCCGGACGGUCCUCAGCCCUCGCUCUCGCUGGCGGAGCAGCCUGAGUCGCCCGUGCCCAGCGCCCCAGGGGCCCUGGCGGGCGGUCCCACCCAGGCGGCCCCCGGAGUCCGCGGGGAGGAGGAGCAGUGGGCCCGGGAGAUCGGGGCCCAGCUGCGACGGAUGGCGGACGACCUCAACGCGCUGUACGAGCGGCGGAGACAAGAGGAGCAGCCGCAGCACCGCCCCUCGCCCUGGAGGGUCCUGUACAAUCUCAUCAUGGGACUCCUGCCCUUUCCCAGGGGCCACAGAGCCCCGGAGAUGGAGCCCAAUUAGGUGCCUGCACCCGCCCGGUGGACGUCAGGGACUUGGGGGGCAGGCCCCUCCCAUCUCCUGACACCCUGGCCAGCGCGGGGGACUUUCUCUGCACCAUGUAGCAUACUGGACUCCCAGCCCUGCCUGUCCCAGGGGCUGGCGGGGGCAGCCACUCCAGCUCCAGCCCAGCCUGGGUGCACUGACGGAGAUGCGGACUCCUGGGUCCCUGGCCCAGAUGCCAGGGAAGGGAGGGCUGACGGACUCAGCAUCGGAAGGCGGCGGUGACCGAGGGGGUGGGGACUGAGCCGCCCGCCUCUGCUGCCCACCACCAUCUCAGGAAAGGCUGCUGUGCUGGUGCCCGUUCCAGCUGCAGGGGUGACACUGGGGGACUCUCCUCUCAGUGCUCCUUCACUCUGGGCCUGGCCUCAGGCCCCUGGUGCUUCCCCCCCUCCUCCUGGGAGGGGGCCCGUGAAGAGCAAAUGAGCCAAACGUGACCACUAGCCUCCUGGAGCCAGAGAGUGGGGCGCGUCUGCCGGUUGCUCCAGCCCGGCGCCCAGCCAUCUUCCCUGAGCCAGCCGGCAGGUGAGGGCAUGCCUGCCUCACCUUCAUCGGGGUGGGGGGGGGGGUGGCCAGGAGGGUCCCAGACUGUGAAUCCUGUGCUCUGCCCGCAACCCACCCCCCGCCCCAUCAGUCCCAUUGCAUAGGUUUAGAAAGAGCACGUGUGACCACUGGCAUUCAUUUGGGGGGUGGGAGAUUUUGGCUGAAGCCGCCCCAGCCUUAGUCCCCAGGGCCAAGCGCUGGGGGAAGAUGGGGAGUCAGGGAGGGGGGGAAAUCUCGGAAGAGGGAGGAGUCUGGGAGCGGGGAGGGAUGGCCAGCCUGUAAGAUACUGUAUAUGCGCUGCUGUAGAUACCGGAAUGAAUUUUCUGUACAUGUUUGGUUAAUUUUUUUUGUACAUGAUUUUUGUAUGUUUCCUUUUCAAUAAAAUCAGAUUGGAAGAGUG
Messenger RNA from Callithrix jacchus (white-tufted-ear marmoset), 2328 nucleotides. It is a transcript of the gene BBC3, whose product is annotated as BCL2 binding component 3. Gene Ontology annotation, biological process: release of cytochrome c from mitochondria; positive regulation of apoptotic process; intrinsic apoptotic signaling pathway in response to endoplasmic reticulum stress. NCBI's taxonomy places the organism in Eukaryota, Metazoa, Chordata, Mammalia, Primates, Cebidae. Gene Ontology annotation, cellular component: mitochondrion. The record is from RefSeq and is a predicted model, not a curated record.